AUGGAACCUGACUACGUUGAAACCAGUUUACAGUUUCAUACAACCUCGAGCUCUGGCUUAGCUACUCAUGAUCCUGGAUCAACUUGGACUUGGUAUCGCAAUCAAACAUAUGAAUACUACAGGUACAAAAAGGAUGAAGAAACUGGAAUGGUAAGGAAAGUUUAUGAUGAUCCACAUCUGCAUGUUGGCGAUGCUCCGAAAAAAGGGAUAUUGAGUCCGACGAGUAUUGAAACCACUGGUCAAACUUCAAGGAAAUCGACCCCUGUCAGUUUUGAACCAAUUCAGAAGGCACUGAAAUAUUUCAUGGAGGGCAAGGACCUACCAUACAUAGAAAAUGGUUCCUUUGGGCCAACAAAGCUAGAGACGACUAACUUCAACUCUAAGGAUAGUCAGGGUAUCACAGCCUGGUAUUAUGGUCAGGCUCCACACGACUUGGAUCGUCCUCCCGAAGAAACACCCACUCCGCCAAAGCAAGGAACAAUCUAUCUUCAUCGGAAUAUCGCAGACAGCGGAUAUCAAAUAUGGAUAUGGCUGGCACAAAGUGAACGGGAGAUAUGGUUUCCUGUAGAUCUAAACGGAGCCCUUGUCCACCACCCUGAAAUUCCAGCGCGGGUACUCACUCUACAGGCUUUGACCGGAAAUCCUAGCUGGGUGCUUCAUAGUACUUUGACCACCACUCAGGGUCGACAAAUCAGGAAGAUCAGGUCAAGGUCCCGUACUCGUCAGCGUUCCCCGCGUACUAGGGUCCCUUAA
Messenger RNA from Lentinula edodes (shiitake mushroom), 753 nucleotides. RefSeq lists its product as uncharacterized. The record is from RefSeq and is a predicted model, not a curated record. The coding region runs from base 1 to 753 and encodes 250 amino acids. Lineage: Eukaryota; Fungi; Basidiomycota; Agaricomycetes; Agaricales; Omphalotaceae. The transcript is spliced from 4 exons.